CCACUUCCUGAAGCUCGAGGCAGGAAGUUAUCUGGUACCUCUGGAGUCCGGUGGAGAAAGUGCUGUCUGCCGCAUUAGGGGCGGCGAGAGCAGGCGGUGCGCCGGUGGACUGGCCGUUUGGUGUCUCCGCAGCUAGGGGCCGGUCUCCACCGCAGCACCACGGCCCCCUCUUACAGCCUCGACCCCGGCGCGGCUGCCGGGGGGGCUCCUGCAAGCUCCUUGACGCCGCUCCAAGGGACACCUACCUGGGCAUCGCCUGGGCCUCCAGCCAAAGGACUGGCUCCCGGCUUCGGCACUCCAGGUCACAGUAAGAAGCGCCCUUAUCAACCCCAGCCCUGUCCCCCUCCCUGAGCCAUCGAGACCCUGGUCCAGAGCGACAGCCUUGGACCUGGGACUGGACGGAUCCAAGACGCUCAGCCCCGGCAUCCCACAGACGGGGCUCUGCAUCGUCCCUGAUAUGUCACCCACCGUCUCCCACAAGGACAACAGUCGGCAACGACGGCCAGGGACUUUCAACCAUUCUCUGGAUAUGAGGAGCGGUCCUUUGCCGCCGGGCGCCUGGGAUGAUAAUCAUCCGGACUUGGUGGGCGGGGAAGGGGACAAAGAAGCUCUUCUGCCGGAUGUCGAUGUUAGUGACCUCUCAAAACCCCCACAGAGCUGCCGGGCCGAAUUAAGCAGCAUUUUGCUGUUGCUCUUUCUUUACGUGCUUCAGGGCAUUCCACUGGGCCUGGCGGGAAGCAUCCCACUAAUUUUGCAGAGCAAAAAUGUUAGCUAUACAGAUCAAGCUUUCUUCAGUUUUGUCUUUUGGCCCUUCAGUCUCAAAUUGCUCUGGGCCCCGUUGGUUGAUGCGGUUUACUUUAGGAACUUCGGUCGUCGCAAAUCUUGGCUUGUCCCUACGCAGUAUAUACUAGGACUCUUCAUGAUAUAUCUGUCCACUCAGGUGGACCAUUUUCUCGGGAAUACAGACGGCAGAACCCCCGAUGUAGCUGCUCUCACUGUGACAUUCUUUCUGUUUGAAUUCCUGGCAGCCACUCAGGACAUCGCUGUGGAUGGUUGGGCGUUAACUAUGUUAUCCCGGGAAAACGUGGGUUAUGCUUCUACUUGCAAUUCAGUGGGCCAAACAGCGGGCUACUUUUUGGGCAAUGUUUUGUUUCUGGCCCUUGAAUCUGCUGACUUUUGUAACAAAUAUUUGAGGUUUCAGCCUCAACCCAGGGGAAUCGUUACUCUUUCAGAUUUCCUUUUUUUCUGGGGAACUGUAUUUUUGAUAACAACAACUUUAGUUGCUCUUCUGAAAAAAGAAAACAAAGAAGUAUCAGUAGGAAAAGAAGAAACCCAAGGGAUCACAGAUACUUACAAGCUGCUUUUUACAAUUAUAAAAAUGCCCGCAGUUCUGACAUUUUGUCUUCUGAUUCUUACUGCAAAGAUUGGUUUUUCAGCAGCAGAUGCAGUAACAGGACUGAAAUUGGUAGAAGAGGGAGUACCCAAAGAACAUUUAGCCUUAUUGGCAGUUCCAAUGGUUCCUUUGCAAAUAAUAUUGCCUCUGAUUAUCAGCAAAUAUACUGCAGGUCCCCAGCCACUAAACAUAUUUUACAAAGCCAUGCCCUACAGAUUAUUGCUUGGAUUAGAAUAUGCUCUACUGGUUUGGUGGACCCCUAAAGUAGAACACCAAGGGGGAUUCCCUAUAUAUUACUAUAUUAUCGUGCUGCUGAGUUAUGCGUUACAUCAGGUUACAUUGUACAGCAUGUAUGUUUCCAUAAUGGCUUUCAAUGCAAAAGUUAGUGAUCCACUUAUUGGAGGAACAUAUAUGACCCUUUUAAAUACUGUGUCCAACCUGGGAGGAAACUGGCCUUCUACAGUAGCUCUUUGGCUGGUAGAUCCCCUCACAGUGAAAGAGUGUGUAGGAGCAUCAAAUCAGAAUUGCCAGACACCUGAUGCUGUUGAGCUUUGCAAAAAACUCGGUGGCUCAUGUGUCACAGCAUUGGAUGGUUAUUAUGUGGAAUCCAUUAUUUGUGUUUUUAUUGGAUUUGGUUGGUGGUUCUUUCUUGGUCCAAAACUUAAAAAGUUACAGGAUGAAGGACCAUCUUCAUGGAAGUGCAAAAGAAGCAAGUAAUAACAUUCACUACUGGACAUUCUAGAAAGGUAACUAUAGUCUAGUUUUAACUCAGAGAGCUAUGAUAAUCAGUGUACAGGAGUAUAAAAUAUUACUUUAAACAGGAAAUUAUUAAUAUAAAAUGCCAAAUGGUUAAAAAAUAGAGAACUCUCUGUAUAUUUGAUUUUAUUUUUUCCUUGCCUUGUCAUUGUAUUUCACGUUUACUUAAGGUCAGGAAAUUGGUACUAAAACAACUUUUCUGGCUUUGUUAUUUGAUUUAUACCUUUGUAAUUUACUGACCAAAGCAUGUUUUAAACUGCAAUGCAGUAGUCAUGGGCGGUAACCAUGCUGUCAAGUAUUGUUAUCAGUACCUGUCAUUGAGCUAUAUUUAAAUGUUUGGAAAAAAAUAUAUUAAAUGGAACAGAGCUUGAUAUUCAGAUAGUAACUACACCUAGUCUGGCCUUGUUGGGCAGUUAAAUCUUAUUUUGAGUUGCAAAUUGGUUAAAUUGUAUGUGGAAUUUGCUGAGAAGAGAAUGUAAACCACUGAAAUGCCAUUUUAGUUGUUAUUUUUCUGAUCAUAACCACAUUAUACUAAUGAAUCUGUGUUAAAAAAAAAAACCUUUUAAAUGUAUUUCCUGCUUUUGUGAGCAGUAAAGAUUUAUAAGAUUAUUCAAACUAUUUUUUAUAAAAUGAAAACUAUGAUUUUUAAUUUAUUAACUCCCCUGCCCACCCUCUUUUUGGAAGAUAUUUUGAUUCCUUGUUAACUUUUACCCUAAAGCUUACAUAUGUUUUUUUGUCAUCAGUGCUUCAUGGCAAAUGGACAGCUCUUGAGGGGGUCAAAUUUAAUGUUGUAUGUAUGUUCAUGGCAAAGUUUUGAAAAUAAAAAACGUUUUUCUUCAAGUAGUUUUUUUUUAUUACUGAAAGAGAAAAAACAGUAAAACUUUCUGAUUAAGUAAAAUUUAAAUGAAUAAUACUAUAAUUUUAGAAACGAAUACUUAGACAAAGACAUUUUGAGCCUUUGACAAAUUACAUGGUGGAAAAGAUUUUUUUAAUUAAGCACUUUACUAAUGUGAAAACAUCUCACAAUUACUUUAUAUCAAAUCAGGUACUGUUUUCCCACUUAUUAAAACAUAACCUUCUGUUUGUAAACUAUAAUUUCUGGUGGAGAAUUGCUAUCCCAGGAGACUUAAGCUUUUGAGUAAUUUAGCAAUUUGCAACAUAUUAUAUGUACCUGAUAAUAAGGUUCUUGAUGUAUUUUGUGUUAUAUAAUACUCUGACUCUUUAGAGGCUAUAUAAAUCUUUCAAAAGGUAGAGAAAAAGGAAGAUGACUCUUAUUUAAUAAUUAUUAUCUUUGUGGGAACAUACAUACUAAUGCCUGAUUUUGUUAAUUUUAAUAACAUAGGUUGAAUUUUAGAGUGGGGUUUUUACAAAUAAUGGAGGAUAAAAUGGGUGGGAGAAAGUGUUACUCAGCAUCUGAAGAAAAGAUAGAGGCAGUGGCUUCUAGAACUCAUGUAUUGUCAUUGGAAAGCCUGUGUUGGGCAUCGGUGUCACAUCCUGAAGAAUCACCUGGAAAAGCAUCCCAGAGACAAGAAGGUCACACCAAACCAUAGACUACAGUGCUUUGUCACAUGGGUUGUCCAUUAUCAUGUAUUAUACUCAGAAUGUUUACUUGAAUAAAGAAAACCCACUUAACUCAUA
Camelus dromedarius (Arabian camel) is the source of this 3787-nucleotide messenger RNA. RefSeq names its product solute carrier family 33 member 1 (gene SLC33A1). Gene Ontology annotation, cellular component: membrane. Gene Ontology annotation, molecular function: acetyl-CoA transmembrane transporter activity. The record is from RefSeq and is a predicted model, not a curated record. Lineage: Eukaryota; Metazoa; Chordata; Mammalia; Artiodactyla; Camelidae. The coding region runs from base 458 to 2110 and encodes 550 amino acids. The transcript has 6 exons.